Molecule: messenger RNA, 612 nt
Organism: Recurvomyces mirabilis
Lineage: Eukaryota; Fungi; Ascomycota; Dothideomycetes; Mycosphaerellales; Teratosphaeriaceae
Exons: 3
Coding region: 1-612 (203 amino acids)
Source: RefSeq, a predicted model, not a curated record
AUGCGCUCUUACGUGCUACUGAUCGCCGCCACGGCCAUCGCGGUCUCUGCCCAAACAGCUUCACAGAACGCUACCGUAGCAGCUUUAGCCGCACAAAUACCUGCCUGUACAACACAAUGCGAUGAUGCGGCUUUCGCACAGGUCGGCUGCGGCGCAACUGACUACGCCUGCCAUUGUGCCCAUGGCGCCCAGCUCCAGGCCAUCCUUCCUGGAUGCUUGAAGAACUCCACUUGCAGCGCUGAUGACCUAGCACUCUUCGCAACCAUCCCACCGAAGAUCUGCGCCGCUCUCAACUCUACUACGUCUUCUACCACGGCCGCGGGUGGCAACAGCACAGGGAGCGGUAUCGCCGCAUCUUCCGGUCUCCCAGUCAACAGUGCUAAUAGGACCACAAUCAUGACCAGUACCAUGAGCGGAUCUGCGGGUGGUAGCACAGUUACUAGCACAAUGGCUGUCACAUCCGGUGGCGUCGUAGCCACCAAUACCCCAGCGGGUCCAUCUGCGACGACUGGAGGCGCUGCGUCGUCGACCUCGAGAGCUGCGGCUUACACCCACGCAGCGAAUGGCUUAUUGGGGGUUGCAGGUGUUGGCUUGAUGUUCUUGGCUUUGUAG